Molecule: messenger RNA, 3103 nt
Organism: Rosa rugosa (rugosa rose)
Lineage: Eukaryota; Viridiplantae; Streptophyta; Magnoliopsida; Rosales; Rosaceae
Product: ubiquitin carboxyl-terminal hydrolase 5
Exons: 12
Coding region: 117-2915 (932 amino acids)
Biological process (GO): protein deubiquitination
Molecular function (GO): cysteine-type deubiquitinase activity
Source: RefSeq, a predicted model, not a curated record
GAAAAUGAGAAAACUAUAGUUUAGUUGGGCUGGUUGCGGGUGAGUUAGCGGAAAGCCAGAGAGAGAGGCGGUGUGACCGAGGCAGAGGCAGAGGCAGAGAGCAGCGGCGGCGAGUGAUGGCGGAGGUGUCGAUGUGUAGGAGGAGUCCGGAUGAAGAGAGGAUUUUGAUAAAAGACAUUGCUUUGGCUGCCGAAGCCAAAUCCAAAGAGGGCGAUACCUUCUUCUUGAUUACCCAAAGAUGGUGGCAACAUUGGAUUGAUUAUGUGAACCAAGAACAACAGCCCGAUGUCUCAGAGCAUUGUGAUUCAAGUAGCUUCAAGAGGCCUGCUGGUAUUGAUAAUUCCGAUUUGAUAUCCGACGACGCCAUUGAGAUACAGGAUACUUUAUUAGAAGGCCGUGACUAUGUGUUGCUCCCGCAACAAGUUUGGAACCAGUUGCAUACAUGGUAUGGAGGUGGGCCAACAUUACCCAGGAGAGUCAUUAGUUCAGGUCCUUCUCACACAGAGAUGGCUGUUGAAGUCUACCCUCUGCGUCUCCAAUUGCUUGUGGUGCCAAAAGGCGGCCUCUCGACUAUAAGAAUAAGCAAGAAAGAAACAAUUGGAGAGCUUCACAGAAGAGCUUGUGAAAUCUUUGAUCUUAGCCCGGAACAAGUAUGCAUUUGGGAUUUCUAUGGACGCAAGCAACAUGCCCUCAUGACCGACAUUGAUAAAACACUUGAUGAUGCGAAUAUACAAAUGGACCAGGAUAUUCUGGUGGAGGUCCUUAGUCCUGACAAUGGUACGAGACCGAGUGGAUACACAAGUUCUGUUCGUUACGAUGGAUCUUUAGAAAAGGAAGCUGCCUCAGUUCUUGUAGAGCCUUCUAAGUCAAGCUUGUCGAUUGCUGGAGGUUUAUCUGCAAGCAAGGGUGCAUCAAGAAGCUAUAACACAGAGCUUGCACAAAGUCAAAGCCUGACUUCAGUUAGAGAAUUGGAUACUACUUAUGGGACAAUCGGUGUUAGUACAAGAGGUUCGUCUGGUGGUUUGACUGGGUUGCAGAACCUAGGGAAUACUUGUUUUAUGAACAGUGCUAUACAAUGCCUUGUUCAUACACCAGAGUUCGCCAGAUAUUUUCGGGAAGAUUAUCAUCAAGAGAUAAACUGGGAAAACACUCUGGGUAUGCGCGGUGAGCUAGCUCUAGCAUUCGGCGAAUUACUGCGGAAGCUUUGGGCACCCGGACGAACACCAGUUGCUCCUCGACCUUUUAAAACAAAACUUGCUCGUUUUGCCCCCCAAUUCAGUGGUUACAAUCAACAUGAUUCUCAGGAACUUUUGGCUUUUUUGCUAGAUGGUCUUCAUGAAGAUCUGAAUCGUGUGAAACAGAAACCUUAUAUAAAAUCUAAAGAUGCUGAUGGUCGGCCUGAUGAAGAAGUUGCUGAUGAAUAUUGGGCAAACCACAUUGCUCGUAAUGAUUCCAUAAUCGUCGAUGUAUGCCAAGGCCAAUACAAAUCAACUUUGGUUUGCCCCAUUUGUAACAAAGUCUCUGUUACAUUUGAUCCCUUCAUGUACCUAUCAUUGCCCCUGCAGCCCACCACAACUAGAACAAUGACAGUAACAGUCUUUUCAUGCAAUGGAAGUGCGUUGCCAUCUGCUUACACUGUUACAGUUCCAAAACAGGGACGUUGCCGGGACUUGAUCCAGGCACUUAGCAAUGCUAGCUCUGUGAAGCACAGUGAGAGGCUUUUGCUUGUUGAGAUACAAAACCACAUGAUUCAGCGAUUUCUGGAAGACCCAUUAAUAUUAUUAUCUACCAUCAAAGAUGAUGAUCAUCUUGCUGCUUACAAGGUUCAAAAGUCAGCAAAGAACACAAAAUAUCUUCAGUUGAUACACCGUCGUAAGGACCAAGGAACUAGUGAUGGCCAUAUCACAUCAGGAUGGCUACCUUAUGGAACACCUCUUCUGUCGGCUAUCUCAUGUGAUGAUGAAAUCACAAGAGGCAACAUACAGAACAUGGUUCAUACAAUGCUUUCUCCAAUGCUAAGAACUGAGAGUUUGGAUCAUACUGAUAUAUCUGGUGCAAGAUCUGCAAUAGCGGCAUCAAACCCCUCUGGAAACUUGCGUGGUGAAGCAUGUACUGAUUCCGCUAUAUCCAAUUCAAUGAAUAAUGAUAUCACCAGUUCUAAGCCAGUGAAAUCACUAAAGUUGUCUCUUCAGUUGGUGGAUGAAAGUAACGCAUGCAUUGAUCUCUCAGUGGGGGAAGAGAAAGCUAUCACAUUGCCUUCGGCAUCAACAUCAAUACUAGUAUAUGCUGAUUGGUCACAGAAGCUUUUAGAUAAAUAUCAUACCCAUUAUCUGGAAAACUUGCCAGAAGUUUUUAAGUAUGGACCUGUAACAAAGAAAGCCCGCACUGAACCUCUCUCCUUGUACACUUGCCUUGAAGCAUUUCUACGUGAAGAACCACUGGUGCCUGAAGAUAUGUGGUACUGUCCCCAGUGCAAGGAGCGGCGACAAGCAAGUAAAAAGCUAGAUCUUUGGAGGCUUCCCGAAGUGUUAGUCAUCCAUCUAAAGAGGUUCUCGUACAGCAGGUCAAUGAAGCAUAAACUGGAAACAUUUGUCAACUUUCCCAUUCAUGACUUUGAUCUAACCAAUUACAUUGCUCACAAAAGCAACUCUGGACAUCAGCUUUACGAACUCUAUGCUUUGACCAAUCAUUAUGGUAGCAUGGGUAGUGGGCAUUACACUGCACAUAUCAAGCUUCUUGAUGAGAACAGAUGGUAUAGUUUUGAUGACAGUCAUAUAUCACCCAUAAAUGAAGAAGAUGUGAAGUCAGCUGCAGCAUAUGUACUGUUUUAUCGCCGGGUAAAGAGUGAAGAUUCCUUUGUUAGCAAUGGAGUCCUAUCCUGUGGAGGUGACAACAAAGUUGCCUCAGACAAGUAGUACUGAACGAAGCAGUGAUUUAUUUGUAAUUUUAAGUAUUUUAUUGUCUUGUUUACUAAUCAUUAUGCGCCUGUUGGGCCUAUCACUGCUAGGUUAUCUAACUUGAGUGUUAAUGUUAGUAUCAAAUGUUUAGGGUUUUAGUAAUAUCAUAGAGAUUUUUUUUAGUAAAUAUCAUUAUCUUCUUUAAA